This is a messenger RNA of Penicillium argentinense, 1335 nucleotides long. RefSeq names its product AA9 family lytic polysaccharide monooxygenase. The transcript has a single exon. The record is from RefSeq and is a predicted model, not a curated record. NCBI's taxonomy places the organism in Eukaryota, Fungi, Ascomycota, Eurotiomycetes, Eurotiales, Aspergillaceae. Bases 1 to 1335 code for a protein of 444 amino acids.
AUGUCUGUUUCCAAAAUUGCUGGAGCCAUCCUCGGAUCAGCUGCCCUGGUGGCUGGUCACGGUUACGUGUCCGGAGCUGUCGUUGACGGCACCUACUACGGUGGAUUCAUCGUCGACACCUACAACUACGAGACCGACUUCCCCGACACCAUCGGUUGGUCUGAGGAUGCCACCGAUCUCGGCUUCGUCGACGGCUCUUCCUACUCGAGCAGCGACAUCAUCUGCCACAAGGAUGCUUCCCCUGGCAAGAUCUCCGCCUCCGUCAAGGCCGGUGGCAGCGUUGAGCUGCAGUGGACUGACUGGCCUGAGAGCCACCACGGUCCCGUCAUCACCUACCUUGCCAACUGCAACGGUGACUGCGCUUCCGUGGACAAGACUUCCCUCAAGUUCUUCAAGAUCGACGAGGGUGGUCUCAUCGAUGACAGCAACGUCCCCGGCACCUGGGCCUCCGACAACCUGAUCAGCAACAACAACAGUCGCACCAUCACCAUCCCCAGCAGCAUCGAGUCUGGAAACUAUGUUCUCCGUCACGAGAUCAUUGCCCUGCACUCCGCUGGCAACGCCAAUGGCGCCCAGAACUACCCCCAGUGCCUGAACCUCAAGGUCACCGAUGGCGGCAGUGACUCUCCCGAGGGCACUCUGGGUACCGCUCUGUACAAGAACACCGACCCCGGCAUCAAGGUCAACAUCUACCAGUCCAUGAGCAGCUACACCAUCCCCGGUCCUGCCCUGUACACUGGAGCAUCCUCCGGCUCUGGCUCCUCCGGCUCGACCACCACUGCCGCCACCGUUGCUCCUGUUCCCACCAGCAGCGCUACUCCCGUUAGUGCUUCCCCGUCUCGCUCCCCAUCCAGCACUCCCCUGCGCAGCACCCCGCUUCCUCCGUCCUACAGCGCCACCCUGGUGCCCACUCCCUCCAGCCAGCCCCAGGCCUCGCAGCCUGCCGGCGAGCAGAACCCGCCCAGCGGAGCUCCUUCCGACGUUCCCACCGCUACCGAGACUGCCGCUGCUCAGGUUACUGACCAGUCCUCUUUCCAGACUCCCAGCGCUCAGGGCGCGGAUACCGUGACCGUCACCGCCAGCGCGGGAGGCCAGUCCCAGCAGAGCGCCAGUCCCAGCUCUGGCAGCUCUAGCUCUGGCUCCUCGGACCCCUCGGACUCCUCCAGCUCUGGUUCCACCGGCUCCUCCGAUUCCUCCUCCAGCAGCUCCUACAACUCCAGCGACUGGACCUCCUACCUGAACUCCCUGUCCGCUGAGCAGUUCGUCAACCUGCUCCGCCAGACCGUCAAGUGGCUCGUCACCGACAAGAAGCACGCCCGUGACCUGUCCAACUAA